Messenger RNA from Wyeomyia smithii (pitcher-plant mosquito), 1280 nucleotides. Its product is annotated as short coiled-coil protein homolog. NCBI's taxonomy places the organism in Eukaryota, Metazoa, Arthropoda, Insecta, Diptera, Culicidae. Bases 138 to 554 code for a protein of 138 amino acids. Gene Ontology annotation, cellular component: trans-Golgi network. The transcript has 2 exons. The record is from RefSeq and is a predicted model, not a curated record.
GUCACUGUACUUGCAUUUUUCUCUUCAUCACACGCAAAUCACUGCGGAAAACUUCGAUUUUUCAAUAAAUCAGCGAGCGAAGAGUUUUCACUCGCUGUUUUUCCAUCGAUAACGGAAGUUAAAUUUUUGUUCCAACGAUGGACACAUCGGCAAUGUCGUUGAAAUCAACAGAGGACAUCCCGCUGGCGGACGAUGAUCUCGAAGUGAUCAUCAACGACGACGAAAGCUCCAAAUAUAUGCAAAACGGACGCUCGCUGGAUUCCAUCGCCAGCUCGUACACUAAUGGAAACUCAAGUCCCCGCCACUUCCUUGAGGCGGAAGGUCCGGAUGCGGACGAGCAAGAAGAACGAGCACGCCUCAUAACACAGGUGCUAGAACUGCAGAACACCCUUGACGAUUUGUCGCAACGCGUGGACAGCGUGAAGGAGGAAAAUCUUAAACUGCGAUCGGAAAACCAAGUUCUCGGUCAAUACAUCGAAAACCUAAUGUCGGCCUCUUCGGUGUUCCAAUCAACCAACCAAGGACAAACUUCCUCCGCAUCGAAGAAGAAGUAAGACCUAUUUUCAGCUUACUGUUGACUUCGAAAAAUAGCAAGUGAUAGGAGAUUUCCGCAGACCAAAGAGAACAAAAAAAAACAACUCGUUUUCACAAAGCAGAUUUUUCUUCGCGCUGGUGCUAGAGACAUACACAACACAUGAACAAAAUAUUGAAACGCUUUCACAUUCAACGGAUCGGUUGAAAUAGCUUUGUAUAGUUGGACAGUUAGUCCAAACGCGAUGUGCAAAACAGGAUUGUCGCUUAUUCUGUUAGAUAAUGAAUCAAAGUAACUAUAUAUUACUAUUAUGAUGAAAAGCAUAAAUUAUGCACGUGAAAAUUAGACACUAUUACUAAGACACAAGAUAAGUUGUCGCCUGAACAAUAACGUUUAGUUUGCGCCGUUUCACGUAGAUCGGAAGCUACUAAUAGAUUUUGUACGAUGCGUAACACGUAGCCAUGAAAUUUCUGGUCGUUUAGGUAUUAUGUUGAGGCAAAGCUAGCCUCGAGUUUAAAAAAAUUACCCUUCGGUUAACAUAAUUCUCUCCUCUCUCUAUACAUGAAUGGUUAAUACUCAUAGAUUUAACGAUUUCCUUAACUAUGCAUUUGUUUAUUAUCUAAAUAUCGGAUUUUAGUUCUUAUAUAUAUAUGUAUACGUUUAAGUUUUACGCAAUAUUGUGAUCGAAUAAGUCAUUUAUACUCUUUCUGAUUAAUAGAUGUAAUAAACCCUUCGCUUUUGAUCAAAA